Messenger RNA from Penicillium daleae, 1755 nucleotides. Its product is annotated as General amino acid permease AGP2. Gene Ontology annotation, biological process: amino acid transmembrane transport. Lineage: Eukaryota; Fungi; Ascomycota; Eurotiomycetes; Eurotiales; Aspergillaceae. Gene Ontology annotation, cellular component: membrane. Gene Ontology annotation, molecular function: amino acid transmembrane transporter activity. Bases 1 to 1755 code for a protein of 584 amino acids. The record is from RefSeq and is a predicted model, not a curated record. The transcript has 5 exons.
AUGGCCUUUGCGAACCAUAAAGACAAGGAGGCGAUCACCGGGGUUUUAGACACCCUUGGCCUGAAGACUGAGGGUCCUCAUGACGUCCAGGAGGGUGUAAUGGCUGACAAUGCCGACAACCUCCAGCGCCACCUUGGGAAUCGUCAGAUCCAAUUGAUUGCCAUUGGUGGAUCGAUUGGAACGGCUCUGUUCGUCAGUAUUGGCACAGGCCUAUACCACGGCGGCCCUGGCAGCUUGUUCCUGGCUUACAGCAUCCAAAGCAUCUUCCUGGCCAUGAUCAAUAACUGUCUCGCUGAGAUGAGCACCGCUUUCCCCGUUAGCGGAGGUUUUAUCCGCUUAGCUGGCAAAUGGGUUGAUGAUGCGCUCGGCUUCAUGGUCGGCUGGAACUUCUUCUUCUAUGAGGCGCUCCUGAUUCCAUUCGAGAUCUCAGCCUUUACACUGGUUCUUUCCUUCUGGAGUGAGAAGAUCACCGAGCCUGGUCCCGUUGCGGGUAUCUGCGCAGGUAUUAUUUUGUGUUAUGGGUUCCUGAAUGUUAUGGCAGUCCGAGCCUAUGGUGAAGCUGAAUUUUGGCUCUCUGGUGGCAAGGUCAUCCUGAUCUUCUCACUGUUCUUUUUUACAUUCAUCACGAUGGUCGGUGGAAACCCGCAGCAUGAUGCUUACGGGUUUAGGUACUGGAACAAUCCUGGCGCCUUCAUGGAAUAUCUCGACACCGGAGCUCUUGGCCGUUUUGAAGGUUUCUUGGGAGCUUUGUGGUCUGCUUGCUUUACCGUGGUCGGACCUGAGUAUAUCUCCAUGGUCGCUGCGGAAGCCAGACGCCCUCGUAUUUACAUCAAAAACGCGUUCAAGACGGUCUAUGCCCGGUUUGGAAUCUUCUUCGUUGGUGGCGCUCUGGCUGUGGGCAUUGUUUGCUCUGCCAGAGAUCCCGCAUUGGUCAAAGUAGUCAUGGGAGAGACCAGUGGCUCUUCUGCAGCCGCCUCGCCAUAUGUCAUUGGCAUGCAAAAUAUGGGAAUUGCAGUCUUCCCUUCUAUUGUCAAUGCCCUCCUGCUGACUUCAAUCUUCUCGGCUGGUAACACGUAUACCUACUGUGCUAUUCGUACCUUGUAUGGCCUUGCACUUGAAGGGAGAGCCCCGCGCAUUCUCACAUAUACCACGCGCAAGGGUGUGCCUAUCUAUUGUUUUGGGAUCGUGAUGGUUUUCCCGAUUCUGUCAUUUUUGCAAGUCUCCAACAGUUCUUCCAUCGUCAUUACUUGGUUUGCCAAUCUGGUCACGGCUGGAGGCUUGAUCAACUAUAUCGUGAUCUCGCUGACCUACAUCUUCUUCCAUCGCGCAUGCAAGGCACAGGGCAUUGACCGGAGAUCUUUCUCCUACUUUGGCCGUCUGCAACCAUUCUGUGGGUAUGCCGCAUUCAUCUGGAUGAUUCUGGUCACCAUCCUAUAUGGAUAUCCCGCGUACAAGCCAUGGAACGUGUCGACUUUCUGGUCCGACUACACGAUGCAAAUCGUGAUCCCUCCCCUUUUCCUUAUUUGGAAAAUCAUCAAGCGGACCAAGUUUGUGAAACCCCAUGAGGCUGACCUAGUUUGGGAGCGGCCCCUUAUCGAUGCAUACGAAGCCAGCUUCAUGGAUCCCCCAGUCGGCUUCUGGAGGGAAGUUGGCCAAAUGUUUGGCUUCCGCCGGAUCAAAGGUGGCAAUGACAAGCGUCGUGCUUCAGUUGUCCAACCCUCGUCUAACGGUGUCAAGGAAGGCGUCCUUUCGUAA